AUGAGUUACGGUAAAGCAGCAGCUGAAAGAAUUGAGAAUCAAACCUUCCUUAUCACCGGAUGUUCAUCAGGAAUUGGUGAAGCUACAUGUUUAGAAUUAGCUGAAGCAAAUCCAAAUAUUAAAUUAAUUAUUACAGCUAGAAGAAAAGAUAAAUUAGAUGAAUUGAAAACAAAAUUAGAAAAAGAAUAUCCAGGUAUUAAAGUUUUAUCUGCAAGUUUAGAUGUUUCAGACUUGAAAUCUAUUGAUGAAUUCUUCAAAAACAUUCCAAGUGAUUUUGCUGAUAUUGACGUUUUGAUAAAUAAUGCAGGGUUAGCAAUUGGACAAGAUGAAUUUGUAAACACUGAAGUUGAAGAUGCCGAGUUAGUUUUUCAAACAAAUGUUUUAGGUUCAAUUGCAGUUACCAAGAAAGUAUUACCACUUUUGAAAAAGAAAAAUACUGGAACCAUAGUGUUUAUUGGUAGUAUUGCUGGUAUUGUACCAUAUGAUAAAGGUUCAAUUUAUUGUGCUUCUAAGGCCGCAAUCAAAUCAUUCAGUGAUUCUUUAAGAAAAGAGUUGAUUUCAACCAAAAUUAGAGUCAUUUUAAAUAGUCCAGGUGCAGUUGAAACAAAUUUUUCCUUAGUUAGAUUUAAGGGAGAUAAAGCAAAAUCAGAUGCUGUAUAUGAUAAAACUGAACCCUUGAUAGCUAGUGAUAUUGCUGAGUCAUUAGUUUUCUCAAUAACAAGAAGACAAAAUGUGGUCAUUGCUGAAACUUUGAUAUUCCCAAAUCAUCAAGCCUCACCAUUCCACUACUACAGAAAACAAGAUUAA
Messenger RNA from Lodderomyces pseudojiufengensis, 807 nucleotides. RefSeq names its product oxidoreductase. Gene Ontology annotation, cellular component: cytosol. Gene Ontology annotation, molecular function: oxidoreductase activity. NCBI's taxonomy places the organism in Eukaryota, Fungi, Ascomycota, Pichiomycetes, Serinales, Debaryomycetaceae. The record is from RefSeq and is a predicted model, not a curated record. The coding region runs from base 1 to 807 and encodes 268 amino acids. The transcript has a single exon.